Trematomus bernacchii (emerald rockcod) is the source of this 2036-nucleotide messenger RNA. RefSeq names its product ring finger protein 214 (gene rnf214). NCBI's taxonomy places the organism in Eukaryota, Metazoa, Chordata, Actinopteri, Perciformes, Nototheniidae. Gene Ontology annotation, molecular function: ubiquitin-protein transferase activity. Bases 69 to 1799 code for a protein of 576 amino acids. The transcript has 7 exons. The record is from RefSeq and is a predicted model, not a curated record.
UGACGUUACAGCCGGACCAAAUUUAACGACACGCAGUUAUUUCCGUGUGUUUCGGAUGUCAAUGGCGUAUGGCUGCUAGCGGGGAGAUUGCUAGAAUGCCGUCAGAGGAAGAGCCCGGAGUUCGACAUCUAACCGAGGGGGAAGAGGAGGAGGAGGAAGAAGACCUGGAGCUAGCGUUAGCAAACAUGACGGUGGAAGACCUGCUGCAAAAAGUGCAGUCAGUGCAGACGGAGAAUAUGACCGAAGAGGUGGGCAUCAACACGGACACGGACUGGGAGAGUCAGGUGGCGGCCAUGUUGGAUUACAGCUCCAGCCUCACGGAACAGUACGACAACAUGAAGAAGCAGCAGGGCGAGGAGGGGGUGGCGCAUGAGAAACAGAAGCAACAGGUGCAGAGGAGGAAGGAGGAGGCCACCCGGCAGCACCAGGCUCUUCUGGACAAACUGGAGUCUCUGCGAGUUAAACUGCAGCUAAACAACUCCAAGGCCACCAGGAAGAACUUCCUAUCCAAGAAACAGGAAAUGACCUCAGAGAAGAACAGAGCAGAGGAGGAGAGAAACAGGCUGGCCAAGGAGCUGGAGGAAAACGAGAUCAAGCUGGCGGCUCUCAUGGAGGACCAGAGCGAGGAGCAGCGGAGGUGGCAGGAGGAGCUGGACGAGCUGCGGCAGGAGAUGGAGCGGGGGAGUAAGGAGGCGCAGGAGGCCGAGCUGCUGGCCCUGCAGGACGAGAUCUCCGCCGUGGAGAAGCAGAGGGAGGUCGCCAUGGCCCGCAUCGAGGGCUGGCUGAGAGAGGUGGGCCAGUACCUGAACACGCUCAGGGCGGAGUUCCCGCAGCAGUACCCUCAGGAGAGGCAGAAGUGGGAGAAGAAGGAAGGGCUGGUGCGGAGGAACCAGGCGGAGCUCCAGGGACGCUUCCAGGAGGUUCUGCAGCAGCUGCAGCAGGGCCGGGAGCUAGAGACCCUCCCGAGGAUCAACGUGCCAUCACUGCCCCAGGUCCCUAUGGCUGACCUGAGAUUUAACCAGGUGAUGCAGUCCCUGGUCCGCCCCCAGUUCAUGCCCCCUCCUCCUCCAAUCCCAGUGAUUCGACCCUUCCCUCCCCAGAGACACCCACACUAUUACCAGCAACCGUUCCAACUUCCUCCCCAUCCCCAGUUCCGCCACCGCUACAACCACCCCCCACCCCCACACCAGUUCCAGCCUUCCCUCCCACCCAUGCACCAGCCUGUCUACCUGCCCCAGCCUCACUUCCAGCCCCACAUCAGAGCUCAGAUGAGGGUGACCCCCCCUCCCAGUCUCUCCCCGUCCCCUCCCGUUCAGCCUGUCCAUCCUGCAGUUCCAUCCCCGCCUCCCCCCGGCGCUGCUGCCACCUCCGCCCCCGCCGGUAAACUCGACAAGGUCCUCGAGAAGCUUGGGGCUCGCUACCCACAAUGCAACAGGGCUCAGCUGACGUCGCUGCUCCAACAGGUGAAGAGCUCCCGCGGCACGCUGGCCGGCAUGUCCAUGGAAGAGGUCAUCGAGCAGGUGGGCUUCAAGCUGGUGCAGAACGAGAGGUCGGCCCCGGGGCCCAUCAGCCGGCCCGCACCCCCGGGCCCCAUCCAGAGGCCGACACCCCCCCCGCAGAGAGCGGCAGACGGGGGUCAGGCUGCCGGGGCUCUGAAGCCCUGCCUGGUGUGCCAGAACCACGUGGACCCAGAGAGCCGGCACCCCCUGAGCUGCAGCCACACCAUCCACAGAGACUGCAUCCGGGUGUGGCUGCAGUCCAGCAAGAACAACUCCUGCCCCUUCUGCCCCGGGAAGUGACGGAGAAACACUUAAAAACAUUCCAAAAAUAACCUUUUAAUGUCCAACAGAUGUGUCUUUUUCUAGGGUACAAGGUGCAAAGAAGUUAAUUAAAGAAUACAUUUAAUUUAUCAUGUGACAGCAACGUUGUUAGAAAGCUUACCUGAUAUUCUUUUCAAUAUUUUUUUUAUUGAAUAAAGUUGCAAUUCUGAUCGGUUAAUUUAUGAUGAAAGAAUAAAUAAAAAUGUAAUCUCUUAA